UCUGGCGCUCCGGUUUCCUGGCGGAGAAGAUGGCGGCUCCUGGACCGGGGGAGUAUUUCAGUGUCGGGAGCCAUGUCUCUUGCCUCACCUGCUUGGGGCAGCAAUUGCAGGGAGAGGUCGUUGCCUUUGACUAUCAGUCCAAGAUGUUGACUUUGAAAUGCGCCCCCUCCAGUGGAAAGGCAAACGUCAGCGACGUGGUUCUGAUUAACCUAGCCUACGUGUCUGAGGUGGACAUCAUUAAUGACCGCACUGAAACUCCUCCUCCACUAGCAUCUCUGAAUGUCAGCAAGCUUGCCAACAGAGCACGGUCGGAAAAGGAAGACAAGUUAUCCCAAGCAUAUGCAAUUAGUGCUGGAGUCUCUGUGGAGGGCCAACAGCUAUUCCAGACUAUACAUAAAACCAUCAAAGACUGCAAAUGGCAGGAGAAGAACAUCAUGGUGAUGGAUGACGUGGUCAUCGCCCCACCUUACCAGGUGGAGAACUGCAAAGGCAAAGAGGGUAGCGCUUUAAGUCACGUACGCAAAAUAGUGGAGAAACAUUUUAGAGACGUGGAGAGCCAGAAGUCGGUUCAGCGGCCACAAACACAGAAAGACUCCACUUUAUCAUCUUGAGCCGGAGGUUCAGUCCAGAUAGGGGGGUGUGGGAAGGUGACAACGGAAAAGGCAGUUUUGGUUUGUUCUUUUCUCUUCCCCCUCCCUUCAACAUCAGACCAAGGCCAGCGUUCCCCUGCCCCCCCCCCCUCCCCCCUCCCCCCACCUCCAUCAGAGGUGUCCAACAUUUUGAACAGGACAAAAGGGGGUCCCAACCGAGAUGGAAAUAUCCAGCUCAUUUUUAAAGAUAAUC
Coregonus clupeaformis (lake whitefish) is the source of this 843-nucleotide messenger RNA. Its product is annotated as protein LSM12 homolog A. NCBI's taxonomy places the organism in Eukaryota, Metazoa, Chordata, Actinopteri, Salmoniformes, Salmonidae. Bases 30 to 611 code for a protein of 193 amino acids. Gene Ontology annotation, molecular function: RNA binding. The record is from RefSeq and is a predicted model, not a curated record. The transcript is spliced from 5 exons.